This is a messenger RNA of Pygocentrus nattereri (red-bellied piranha), 3172 nucleotides long. RefSeq lists its product as uncharacterized. The record is from RefSeq and is a predicted model, not a curated record. Gene Ontology annotation, cellular component: exocyst. Gene Ontology annotation, biological process: exocyst localization; exocytosis. The coding region runs from base 142 to 1899 and encodes 585 amino acids. Gene Ontology annotation, molecular function: SNARE binding. The transcript is spliced from 10 exons. NCBI's taxonomy places the organism in Eukaryota, Metazoa, Chordata, Actinopteri, Characiformes, Serrasalmidae.
CCUAGGAAACUGCCUGUGUGGUUGAACUUUGUCAGGUGGACUUUGUCAUUAAAAUCUUUACAGAUCAAAUUUAAACAGUAACAUUGACACUGAUAUUAGACAGUCUGCUGUGGAGACAAAGAGAGCAAGAAACAGAAAAAAAUGUCAAAGGUUUUGAAAACGCUCAAUGAUGCGUUGAAGAGAAGAAGUUGUUCAAGGGACAGAGACAGCAGCAAACCUCUGGUGAGCAACAUGAUCUCACAGCUCAAUGAACUUAUGGAUGGAGAUUCUAUAACACAAACCUGCCACCGCCUAAACAGUACAGACCAGUGUGGAACAGAUCCUGAGAUACAAGCUCAGGGUCCUGAAGAUGAAGGUCAGAGGGUCCUGUCCAUUCUCAGCAAUGUUCUUCUAGGAGAUUUAAGGUCCCAGGAGCUGAAGCAAGCUGCUGAGCAGGUUAAACAGUGGGCGAAAGUGAAUGGUAUCACACCUGAGGGAAAAGAGGGCAGUUACUCUCAAAACUGGUUGAGAGAGUAUCUCAACAUAAUAGAAAAGUCUGUAGACAAACACUUUCCCGCUCUCCAACCAGAGGGGUCCAGAGACUCUCAGCUACAGACAGGGGAGUACCUGAAACUCGCUCUAAGUUUGGUGUGGAGCGAGGUGAUUGGCUUAGUUCCUGUUUUGGAGAACUCAAGACUGCUGAGUUACCUGAUUGACAGCUAUAAUCGCCGCCUCUUUGCUGUGUUGGACUUAUUUGUGGACAGAAGUUCAUCAGUGAAAGAGGUCUCAAUCCUCUUAGUGUGGGUGAAGCAGACAUACUUUAGUCAUGGCUUUACAGGAAGCCCCAACAUCCAGGACCAUGUUCUCAGAGUAUCUGACCCUCUGUUACUGACUGACUGGUUUGAGAAGUCAAAGCAGAGGUUCCUUACACUCCUUCAGAAGCACAUCUCGACUGUGCUGCAGAACAUCUUGCUUUACAGUGAGGCUCAUCUUGAUUGUAGAAAUGAAGAAGAUCUUAUUAAAGUUUAUCUGGAUGUUAUACAGUGUCUGGAUGCUGCUCUUCAGGGGUCAAAAAUAAUCAGCGAGACUCUGAUGACCGCUGUUAAAAGUCUUUGUUAUAAUGAACUCCACACCUUUGUAGAGAGGUAUGUGAGUGAUGAGAAGAAACAACUGGAGGCCCAGAAGUCCAAUGAAACAUAUUCAUUUCAUCUCUUCAGGAUAGUUGACACAUGUAAGCACCUCCGGUCUUACUGUUUCAAUAUUUUGGAUUCAAACAAUGAUACAAACUCACCCACUCUUAAGAUGUUGGAGAACAUGGAGGAUCAUGUUUCAUCCAUUGUACAGCAGUGGUUUGCAGGCCUGGCAGAGGACCAUCUAAAGAAGUAUUUCAAGGAAAAGGACGUACACAUAUAUAAACUAAUGGACAUGAUUAAAAACGUGCUUGCACCUUUACCACUAAGGGAACAGGGAGAGAGAACAAAACAGCACAUUGUAAAUGCAGCAUACCAGGGUGUUACCAGAGCAUACCUGCAAUGUCUGAUGCAGAGAAAGUGCAAACAGCUUGAAAGGAGAUGGGGUGAUGUUGACAAGAGGAUGAUGAGAGAUGCUGAGCUUUUCCAUUCCACCUUCACACAACUGCAGAGUAUCAGUGAUGAUGAGCAGAAAAAUUUUCUGCUGAAGAUGAGUGAGAUUUUGAAUUACAAUGAUACAAAUUCUCUCAAGGUCAGCAGUGCAGAACUGUACAGAGACUUCCCUAAAGAGAGUGAGGAGCACCUACCUGCUCUACUGAAGUGGAAAAGGGGAUUGUCAAAGCGACAGAUGAAGGAAAUAAUGGUCGUGAGUCAGGAGGCCUGUCAAAACGGAGAACAUAUCACACCCUGUCGCCUGAAAUAUUGGAGCUGCUGUCUCUGCUGCGCAUGAACACUGAAGUUUGAUAGUGUCAGAUACAUCUGUACAGAAGGACAGUCAACCAGUCCAUUUUAGACCAAAGACAGUUUUGUGUGUACAAGCUUGGGUUUCUUCAAGACUGUAUAACUGAGGUAUAGUGUACACAUAAAGGAUCGGCAGCAAGUUUCUCCAAAGCAUCUUAGUAUUAAGGUCAUCUUAACUUAUGGACAGAGUGUUUGAGGAGAUGCUCACUCAAACUUUUAAGAAUGAUUUUUGUGCUAAGAUGCUAUCUAACCCUAACCCAUAUUUUCCAUUGUAAAAAGGGAAAUAUAAAAGAGUUUACAUCAGAUCUGGAAAAUAACAUUUUCUGACAUUCCAGUUAUUAACUUAUUUUUUUGUGUAUUUUUUGCAUACUGAAAUGAUUACGUUGAUGGUACUGUGGCAACCGCAAUGUUAGCAGACAUUGUAAAAUGUAAAAAGACAUCCUCUACAAUGUGACUGUGUGUAAGCUAUUCUACUGAAGGAGAAGUCUAAAGCCCAUUUACAAACGGCACACUCAAGGUCCUGCAAUCCACAUUUGUGCAUGCAUGUGAGGACCGCGAGGCUGUAGGGUGUCCCUUUUCUCAUUCUGGCAUUCAAAGGGCUGCCCUGUAUGCACCCUUUAGUGAUUCAAGUGGAGAAAAAUAUUCAGAAGUAAGUAAAGUGCUUUUUGAUUAAUACUUGUGCUUAAUUUAACUUGUCACUGAGCUGUAUUGUGCUUCUUCUCUGAAUUCAGAUUUUGUAGACAAGCAGUCAUUUCAUUUUUUAAAGUAAAGAGAAUGGCCAAUAUGCCACACAUGGCACAAGAAGAGCCUGCAUGUCGCACAAGUCUACCUCAGUUGCACCCUCAGGGUCUCUUGCCCUGUAGGUCUGUAGUACAUUGUUGAGAUCACCAAAGUGUUGCCUUUGGGAAGGACUGCAGAGGGUGCCUUUUGGACUGGGCUUAACUGUUGUUUUGACAUUUCCAACUUUGACCUGCCAUAUUCUUGAAGUGAGUCUUUCACUAGCCUUGCAUUAAAACCUCUAUUUAGAGUUUUCUUAACUUAUGUCUAUUUAAAAUACCUAAGAGUUAAAUUGUCACAACAUGAACCAUUCUUUGUAUAUUCAUUUUUGUACUUUGUUUCGUUGUAGCUGCAGUCAGCAUUGUGCAAAACUGCAGGCCUAAAUUAUUGGCAGCAUGCUAACAUGGUAGGAUACACAUUUUAGAUACAUUAGCCUUGGAGCAUCAUUGUAAAACCAAAGAAAUAAAGUCAGGAGAUCAAAUGUA